AAAAGGGACAUUUCGGCACACCUAAAUGUUCAGACACUCACUCCCUCAAACUCAAACUGAAGCAUCGUCAAGUUCUCAACCUCAUAUUAAUUCUCUCACUUCCUCCCCACAGCUUAGAACUAAACCUCAUAAACCUCCUCCCUCUCUCUCUUCUUUCUCUCUCUCUUUUUUUUCUUUUUUCUUUUCUUUUUUUCUCCCUUUUUCAGAUACCACGAAUUACACAGAUGCAAUUUUGAGUGAUUUUCAAUCAGGGAAAAGAAAUGGCAAAUAGUAAUCAGACGGUGCAGUUUCCAGACGAUUUCAAAUGCCCGAUUUCCCUGGAGAUUAUGUCCGACCCGGUUAUCCUCUCUUCGGGUCACACUUUUGAUCGGUCCUCCAUCCAGAGGUGGCUUGACGCCGGCCACCGGACUUGUCCAAUUACCAAGCUACCCUUACCCGACCCGCCUUCCCUAAUCCCAAACCACGCUCUCCGGAGCUUGAUUUCCAAUUAUACCCUCGUCCCUCUCCCUGAGCCUCAGUCCAAACCCAAUCCUCAUUCCUUGAUACAAACUCUGGUUUCCGUUUCGUCUCCUCUGGCCGCCAAGCUGAACUCGCUUGACCAGUUGGGAAGGCUGUGUAAGAGGGAUUUCGGGGCCCGCCGCCGUCUCACUGAGUCCGGCGCCGUGUCGGCCGUUUUGGAGUGCGUCAACGCCGAUGACGAUGCUUCCCUUCAGGAAAAGGCUCUGUCUUUGUUGCUGAACUUGAGUUUGGAUGAUGAUAAUAAGGUUGGGCUUGUUGCCGAAGGUGCUGUCGGAAAAUUGGUCCACGCCGUUUACAACGGCGCCGGAGACUCCCGAGCGUUGGCUGCCACGGUGUUGACCAGCUUGGCCGUGGUGGAAGUCAAUAAGGCCACCAUUGGGGCUCACCGGCAUGCGAUUCCAGGCCUAAUUGGGCUUCUGCGGACCGGGAGUGCGAGGGAGAGAAAAGAGGCAGCCACGGCUCUGUUUACUCUCUGUUCCUUUGCGGAUAAUCGGGUUCGGGCCGUCGAGAACUGGGCUGUUCCGAUCCUAAUACAGAAUGUGAGGUCAGGACUUGAAAGAGCAGUGGAAGUAUUGGGUUUGUUAGCCAAAUGUGUGGAGGGCAGAGAGGAAAUGAUGAACCAUGAUGGAUUUUUGGAGACUUUGAGAUUCAUUUUGAGGAAGGGGAGUUCAAGAGGCGUGCAAUACGCGCUUUUGACUAUAAAUUUGCUGUGUAGUUGUAGCGAAAGAAUGUGUUUUGAAGCUUUAAAAGCAGGAGUUUUUGAGAUAUGUUUGGGAUUUUUAGAGGAUGAUAAUGAGAAGGUGAGGAGAAAUGCCACAAGUUUGAUUCAGGUAUUGCAAGGAAAAGUUAAUCAAAUGUAGGUUGUUGUUUUAGUUUCCAGGUUUUUGGGUGUUCAUCUUGGUAUGGUAGAUGAAAAUUGGGAACUUUUGAAGGAGAGUGGAGCUGCUCUAUUACCAUCUUCUCGUUAAUGUUUUGGAUUUUGGGCUCAUCUGUUCAGUUUUUACACUAUUUCUAGGUUGAUAGUGUUCCUCCAUUUCCUUUUUCCUGUACAAACAUUUAGGCUUUUGGUUAAAAGAAACAAAAAAAAAAAAAAAGAGAGAUAAAAUUGUUCUUUUGUUGUACAUUUGCCAAUAACAAGGAUGAGAUCUGAACAGAUCCUAUGUCGUUUCCUCUUUGUCUUAGUUCUGGUAAAAGAAAUCAAAGAUAGCUUCUUCUUCUUGGGAUGUAAGUUCCAAUGUGUUGAUAAUUUGUCCGAAUGAGUACGCUUUGUUAUACAUGUUGCUUUGAUAGAUGACAUGGUUUUAGAGAUACUUUGCUUUGCUUGUUUGUCUAUGACUUCAUUUCUGGGCUUCCUGAUGAGUUGAGCUUCAACACUUCAUUUUUGUUGAGCUCUUCUGUGGAAUAUGCGUGAUCUUGUUCCACGGACUGAUUGAUUGAUCUCUGAUGCUUGGUAUUCUACAAUGAGACUUUACUUAGGUUUGUGAAUAUUGCUUCUGCCUGUUUUCAUGCUGGUUCAAACCUCUUUUUUCUUUAGUCAUCUAUUGCUUGGAAGUGCUCGGGUUAUGGUUUUUCUUUUGCUUUCCAAGCAGAUAAAAGAAUGAAACCAAUCAUAGGGUAGAGAAGUAGUAUUUGUUAAUAUUGAACCAUUGAAUUAACAUAAAAGUUCUGUUGAUGAGAGCGGCAUUUUCCAAAUUACAAGCCUCGUUUCGUAGGUGCGCAACUGAGGUGUAAAUUUCUCAAGUUAUAUUGUAUAGGAAUAGACUAAUAUCUUUUUUAUAUUUUGUGUUAGCAACUUCUGUUUGGUAUUAUUACAAAUCCAACAGCUGCUUUACAUGUUCACCUAGUUCUUAUUUUGGUAGGAUUCUGUAUGUACUUUUGGAAGCCCGAUGGUUGACAUUGUGGUGUCUGUUUUGCUUUGAAGAUGUACUUUUAAUUUAAUGUUCUUCAGCACUACUUUUGAUACUUUACCGUCUCUACCGGGAUCAUUUUGAUCUUUCAAUGUUCUUCAAACAUUAUUUCAUCAGCAACGCUUGUUACCGUAGUUGUACAGUGAUAGCC
Messenger RNA from Oldenlandia corymbosa var. corymbosa, 2577 nucleotides. The record is from the annotation of a GenBank genome assembly. Lineage: Eukaryota; Viridiplantae; Streptophyta; Magnoliopsida; Gentianales; Rubiaceae.